This is a messenger RNA of Myotis lucifugus (little brown bat), 2294 nucleotides long. It is a transcript of the gene ERN2, whose product is annotated as endoplasmic reticulum to nucleus signaling 2. Gene Ontology annotation, molecular function: ATP binding; RNA endonuclease activity; protein serine/threonine kinase activity. The transcript has 20 exons. The coding region runs from base 1 to 2256 and encodes 751 amino acids. Gene Ontology annotation, biological process: mRNA processing; protein phosphorylation; IRE1-mediated unfolded protein response. The record is from RefSeq and is a predicted model, not a curated record. Gene Ontology annotation, cellular component: IRE1-TRAF2-ASK1 complex. NCBI's taxonomy places the organism in Eukaryota, Metazoa, Chordata, Mammalia, Chiroptera, Vespertilionidae.
AUGACUGAAGCCAGGAGGAAACUGCCGUUCACCAUCCCCGAGCUGGUCCACGCCUCCCCGUGCCGCAGCUCCGAUGGCGUCUUCUAUACGGGCCGAAAGCAGGAUGCCUGGUUUGUGGUGGACCCGGAGUCAGGGGAGACACAGAUGACACUGACCACAGAGGGCACCUCUGCGCCCCGCCUCUACAUCGGCCGCACGCAGUACACGGUCACCAUGCAGGACCCCCAGGCCCCCGGCCAGCGCUGGAACACCACCUACCGCCGCUACUCAGCGCCCCCCAUGGACGGCUCCCCUGGAAAUCCCCAGAGCAGCUCCCCACCCCAAGAUGCUCUGAGGUACCUCCUGUCAGAGCUCCCUGAUCACACCUCCAUCUUUCUUGGCAGACAUGAGCCACCUGGCAUCCUGUGGAUGACGCUGUAUAUAGGGAAGGAUGAUGCUGGCUUCUAUGUUUCCAAAGCCCUGGUUCACACAGGGGUGGCCUUGGUGCCUCGUGGACUGACCCUGGCCUCCAUGGAUGGCCCCACCACAGAUGAGGUGACACUUCAAGUCUCAGGAGAGCGAGAGGGCUCACCUAGCACAGCUGUCAGAUACCCCUCAGGCAGUGUGGCCCUCCCUAGCCAGUGGCUGCUCAUUGGACACCAUGAGCCACCCCCAGUCCUGCACACCACGAUGCUGAGAGUCCAUCCUACCCCAGGGAGUAGAACUGCUGAAACUAGACCCUCCAAGAGCAAGCAGGCCCCAGCCCUCUUAAUGGAGCUCCUGAGUCUGAGUCGGGAGGAACUUUGGGACCUGGAGCUGCACCCUGAAGAGAACACCGCAGACUUGUAUCUAGGACUGGGACCCCAAGACCUGCUGGUGGCCAGCCUCACUGCAGUCCUCCUGGGAGGGUGGAUUCUCUUCUUAAUGAGGCAGCAGCAGCUGGCGGAGAACCCCUCUGAGCAAACCCAGCUGCUUGAAGACCCUGAAGCUGAGCAGCUCACUGUGGUGGGGAAGAUCUCCUUUAACCCCAAGGAUGUGCUGGGCCGCGGGGCAGGCGGGACUUUCGUUUUCCGGGGACAGUUUGAGGGGCGGGCAGUGGCUGUCAAGCGACUCCUUCGUGAAUGCUUUGGCCUGGUGCGGCGGGAGGUCCAGCUGCUCCAAGAGUCAGACCGGCACCCCAACGUGCUCCGCUACUUCUGUACAGAGCGGGGACCCCAGUUCUACUACAUCGCCCUGGAGCUCUGCCCCGCCUCCUUGCAGGAGUACGUGGAAAACCCAGAGCUGGACUGCUGGGGCCUGGAGCCGGAGACAGCGCUGCAGCACCUCAUGUCUGGCCUGGCCCACCUGCAUUCUCUACACAUAGUGCACCGGGACCUGAAGCCAACCAACGUGCUCAUCACGGGGCCUGAGGGCCAGGGCCGAGGCAGGGUGGUCCUCUCGGACUUCGGCCUGUGCAAGAAGCUGGCAGCCGGCCGCUGUAGCUUCAGCCUGCGCUCAGGUGUCCCCGGCACAGAGGGCUGGAUGGCACCUGAGCUCCUGCAGCUCCCGCCCCCCGACAGUCCGACCAGCGCGGUGGACAUCUUCUCUGCAGGCUGCGUGUUCUACUACGUGCUUUCCAGCGGCAGCCACCCCUUUGGAGAGAAUCUUUAUCGCCAGGCAAACAUCCUUGCAGGCGCUCCCUGUCUGGCUCACCUGGAGGAAGAGGCCCAUGACAAGGUGGCUGCCCGGAGCCUGGUGGAGGCCAUGCUGAGCCCUCAGCCGCAGGCGCGCCCCUCUGCUCAGCAGGUGCUGGCCCACCCCUUCUUUUGGAGCAGAGCCAAGCAGCUCCAGUUCUUCCAGGACGUCAGUGACUGGCUGGAGAAAGAGUCCGAACAGGGGCCCCUGGUGAUGGCGCUGGAGGCAGGAGGCUCCGCCGUGGUCCGGGGCAACUGGCACAAGCACAUCACGGUGCCGCUGCAGACAGAUCUGCGACGGUUCCGGUCCUAUAAGGGGACCUCGGUGCGAGACCUGCUCCGAGCCAUGAGGAACAAGAAGCACCACUACAGGGAGCUCCCGGGUGAGGUCCGGCAGGCGCUCGGCCAGGUCCCCGACAGCUUUGUCCAGUACUUCACAGACCGCUUCCCGCGGCUGCUGCUCCACACGCACCAGGCCAUGAGGAGCUGCGCCUCCGAGAGCCUCUUCUUGCCCUAUUACCCGCCGGCCCCAGGGACCAGGGAGCCAUGUGCAGGAGCUGCUGGGAGCGGAGGCCGGCCGGCUGAGGAGCCAGGCCUGGGCUGAGGCUGGCCUCACAUGGGAAAAUUCCUGCAGAGGCUUGG